GAAAUAUCCAGUUGAAUUGAUCGUUCCUUUACAUAUUUCAAGUGCGAUCGUUAAACAAAGCAGAUGGAAUCCCACAGCACAAAGUUAUACUUCUGUUUCCACUAAUUAAAAAAAUAUGCAAGUCAGUCGCCUGGCCAAGAGCGUCACUUUUGCCGCGUGCAGCCCCUACUCCAGCGUGGCUCUGCGAGGUUUGUCUUCAAUCAGUAUUUUGUCCAGGCUGUUUGGAGGCUCAUUCAGCGAGCCUAAACCGAAAAAAGUUCCCAGCUACCUAAAGGUGCAUGGUGUUGAAAUCCAGGACGAGUUUCAAUGGUUAAAAGAUCGUGGAUCGAGGGCUGUACGCAAUUAUGUCAAACAAGAAAACAGAUAUUGUGAUGCUGUGUUGUCUGAUACAGAAGCUUUCCAGGAGAAUCUGACAAAUGAGAUGAAAGACUGGUUUCAUAAGCAUUUUGAUGAUGAGUCUGUUCCAGAAGAGCUAGAUGGUUAUAUCUAUUAUUUGAGCAAUCCUCCCAAAGACUCUUACCUACCUGUGUAUUGUAGAAGAAAAAUAUUAGAAGAUGGUUCAUAUGGUGACCCAGAAACAAUACUAGACCAGAAUGAAUUAAAAGAACGAUACAAUUAUGUUUCAAUACCAAGAAUUAAAAUAUCUCCCUCAGGAAGGUACAUAGGCUUUUUGCUGGACAAAAGUAAUACUGGGAUGUACACCUUGUUUGUUACUGAGGCACAUGAAGGGAUCAUAAAUUUUAUUGAUGCCAUACCAAAUGUUGUAAAUUUUGAAUGGGGAUGUGAUGACCUCACCAUUUACUACAGCAGACCAGAUGAACAAAAUCGACCAUUUGCUGUGUUAAUGCACAAAACCUGUCAGAGUGUUCUAACAGAUGUUGUUCUGCAUGAAGAGAAAGAUGAAAGAUUUAUUGUUGAUGUAAGUGCUACUAAAGACAGGGAAUUUAUUACAAUCAACUGCAACUCAAGGUCAACAUCUGAGGUUAGCAUUGUAGACAUCAAGGAUGGUUCAUUUGUUUGUAAACCUCUCCACCCGAGGCAACAGGGGAUGGAAUACUAUGUGGAUCAUAGAGAUGAUCAGUUUUAUAUAAUAACAAAUGCGGAUGAAAAAAACUAUCGAGUGAUGGCUGCACCAAAGAGCAAUCCAGGAAAGGAAAACUGGCAAACAUUUAUUAAAGACAAAGCAGAGAAUUUCCUAGAUGAUAUGGAUAUAUUUCAGAACUACUGUGUGGUAUAUGAGAGAUGUAAAACAAUUCCCCAGCUCCGUGUUGUACCACUAGAUACACCUCAAGAUCAGUAUGUAGUGCAGCUUCCUGAAGAUGUUUGUGUUUUAGAAGCUGGAUCCAAUCUGAUGUUUGAUCAUGACAGUGUGCGACUAACAGUUUCCUCACCAAUAUUACCAGCUCAAGUCUUGGAGUAUAACAUGGGGACCAAGUCAAUGGUUGAAAAACAUAGCUUCUCUGUUUUGCCAUCUUUUGACAGCUCAGACUUUUGCUGCACCCGACUUGAAAUACAAAGUAAAGAUGGAACUCACAUACCUGUCACGUUAUUUCAUCACAAAGAUCUAAAAAAGGAAGGAAGCAAUCCCCUACUUCUACAUGUUUAUGGUUCCUAUGGUAUCAAUGUCAACAUGGGUUUUGAUGUGGAAAGGAUCAGUCUGUUAAAACGGGGAUGGUGUCUUGCUUUCUGUCAUGUCAGAGGUGGAGGAGAACUUGGACGGGAGUGGUACUUAGAUGGAAAGUUACAGAAUAAACAUAAAGGCUUUGAGGAUUUUGAAGCUUGUGCUAAAGCACUGCAUAAUUUGGGGUAUUCCAACCCACAGUUAACGGCAGCACGCGGGACAAGUGCAGGGGGAUUGAUAGUGGGAGCCGUCUGUAACAGAUCACCUGAGUUAUUUAAGGCAGUUAUUCUUAAGGUUCCAUUUUUAGAUAUUUUGACGUCAAUGUUGGAUCCUUCUCUUCCAUUGACAGUUCAGGAAUAUGAAGAGUGGGGUGAACCUGGGUCCAAUGAAAGUGAUUUUCAUUACAUUAAAUCCUACUGUCCGUACCAGAACAUUAAAGAUCAGGUGUACCCUUCAGUGAUGGUGACCACGGCAAUGAAUGAUGAUCGUGUGCCUUACUGGCUGCCCCUGAAGUGGGUCGCUCGACUAAGAGAUCAGUUGUCUCACCAUGCCCAGGGAGAAAAGCCCCUGGUAGUCUGUCAUGUUGAAUACUAUGGAGGACACUCAGAAACAGAAGGAGUGUACCACAGAAUUGAAAAGGCAGCAAAGGAGUACGCUUUUCUUUUCAAGGCAUUAGGACUGCCCCUGGAGUAAUAUUUGAACUUUGUUCUGUGGAUGAUGACAGCUUUAGAUCAAGAGGUGGAAGGAUUGUGGACUGUGAAGUUUUACUUGCUACGAAGUAGUGAAUAAAAUAUUAUGAAAGGGGCAGAUUCUUAACUGCUUUUUUAGUUUAUUUACUUUUUUCUAAUAAAAGCUUUACACGCUUUAAAAUCCUUCACGCUGUCAUAUUGACGUCAUAAACUACCAGGAAACUUUGCGAGGUAAAACGUGGCGGCUAGUGGGAAAAUUGAAGAUAAAAGAUCCGAAAACGAAACACUCAGUAUUCAAGUCAGUUGAAUUUUUUCUCCUUUUGAGCGAAGCCCAUGCUUUAAACCAUCAAUUCAGUUUUAAAUCAUACCAAACUUAUGGUCUAGAGCUUAAGCGUUU
Molecule: messenger RNA, 2707 nt
Organism: Pocillopora verrucosa
Lineage: Eukaryota; Metazoa; Cnidaria; Anthozoa; Scleractinia; Pocilloporidae
Product: prolyl endopeptidase-like
Biological process (GO): proteolysis
Cellular component (GO): Golgi apparatus; cytoskeleton
Molecular function (GO): serine-type endopeptidase activity
Source: RefSeq, a predicted model, not a curated record